This is a messenger RNA of Hypomesus transpacificus, 2103 nucleotides long. Its product is annotated as Na(+)/H(+) exchange regulatory cofactor NHE-RF1-like. Gene Ontology annotation, cellular component: apical plasma membrane. Gene Ontology annotation, biological process: protein localization to plasma membrane. The record is from RefSeq and is a predicted model, not a curated record. The transcript is spliced from 6 exons. Gene Ontology annotation, molecular function: protein-membrane adaptor activity; signaling receptor binding. NCBI's taxonomy places the organism in Eukaryota, Metazoa, Chordata, Actinopteri, Osmeriformes, Osmeridae. Bases 102 to 779 code for a protein of 225 amino acids.
UCCAGGGUUGUUGACAGAAAAGGGAAGUUGCUCUCACUCUCUCUGAAACUCGGGAACUUUGGAGAUUAAUCUGUAGAGGUUACUGAAUCACCAUUACAAUCAUGGACUCCAAGCCAGAGUUGCGCCCCCGGCUGUGUCGUAUGAAGAAGGGAUCGACAGGCUACGGCUUCAACCUCCACAGUGACAAGAACAAGCCUGGCCAGUACAUCCGAGCUGUGGACGCCGCCUCACCUGCAGAGAAGGCAGGCCUGCGGCCCCAGGACAAGAUCAUACAGGUGAACGGUGUGGCGGUGCAGGACAUGCAGCACUCGGAGGUGGUUGGGGCCAUCAAGACUGGGGGGGCGGAGACCAGUCUGCUGGUGGUAGACGCAGAGACGGAAGCCUUCUUCAAGAGCUGCAACGUCCAGCCCACCGAAGCCCACCUCACCGGACCCCUGCCUCAGCCAGCAGUAACCAAUGGAGGAGCGUCAAAACCUGUGGUGAACGGAGCGCCUGUGGAGGAGCCAAAGCCCAAGGUGUCAGUCAGCUCCUCGUCCUCCACCACCUCCUCCAACACCUCCCUCCCUGCCGUCGUCAGCUCCGCCCCUCCGCCAGCGGAGGUGAGAACCCAGGUGGCGAGAGCUCCAGAGCCCAGCCUGAAGGCUGAGAGCGGGGAGCCAGGUCUGGAUCUGGGUCUGUCUCUGGCGCAGGCCAAGGAGAAAGCCAGGCAGAAACGAGCCGCCAAGAAGGCCCCUCAGAUGGACUGGAGCAAGAGGAACGAGCUCUUCAGCAACCUGUAGACCCUCCCUUCCCUCCCUUCAUCUCCCUUCAGUCAUCCCUCUUGUCCCUCCCUCAGUCUGUCUUUGUCUCUCUGUCUGUCUUUCUCUCUCUCCCUCAGCCUCUCCCUCAGUCUCUCUCCCCCUUUCUUUGGACGGCCUGACGUCAUGAAGGAAGCUGUAAAUGAAUGUCCACCUCCUUUGUUGUGCUCAAAUAUUUUAUCACACACACACACACACACUCACACUCACACACUCACACACUUGCCAACCAACACAUAAAGCAGUGUUAUGUUUUUCAUGAUUCCGUGAUUGCCAUCACUUGCUAAUUUAGGGGGCCGUCCUCAUCGUUAUGUAAGAUUGUUGACAUGUAGCUCUGAAGGGUAAUGAUUUAAAAUGUCCAAAUAUAUUGUAAUUAAGAUGAGAUUAAAGCUGACGCAUAAUUUAUUCUGUCAGGCAGAAUACAAAGCUUGAGGAUGCAGGGAAAACGAGGGUAAAGUGAUGAGUAUUUAAUGUAGUGAUAGAAUGUAUCCACUUAGUAUUGUGAAUAGAGAUGUGUAUGAUUUGAAAGUUGUCCUUAUUCGAUCGGAAGUCUGAUAAACGGCCGGUUGUAAGGCUUUUGUUCUUAAAUGACUUUGUCACGACAGUCAAUAUAUAUUGGUGAUGCAUUCAUCCCAGGUCCAGUUGGAUAGUUUUCAGAAUGACCAAACAGAUGCAUGACAGUGUGUGCCUCCUACCAGUGCUUUCAUAUCGGUUCCAAGUUUGUCAGACUACCUUUGUGAUUGGUGAUGUCACAGACCAGGCUGUGCUAGUGAUGCCCCAGGCACGCAUGUGACAGAGCCAGACAGAGCCACCGUUCCGAGUGUCACCAUGACAGGAAGUCUUGUCCUCCACUCUGAAGGUUCUAGAACCCCCGUGUAGUUCCGGGUGAUCGUUCCGGAGUAACCCUCCUGCUGUUCUUAUGAUACUGUGAGCAUUUCUGAACACCUGUGUCCGGAGUCGUCCCCCUCCCCCCUCCUCGUUAUCACAAUCACAACUUAACCGUUGGCCUGUCCAGUGUCCUAGCAUGUUCUAAAGAGAAAAAAUACAUGAGAUGAGAUUAUUUUUCAUAAAGGUUUUCUUUUUAUUAGAUUUGUACAUAAAUGAUAUCAGAGGAAAAGUGUCAUUUGAAGCGUAUUGUGGAGGAGUCUGUCGAGGGGGUACAGGACACUCUGGGGUCCCGGUUACCAUGGGAGACGCCGGGGGCCCUCCAGGUCACCCUGGACACGCUACUGUACUCGAUUGUACUCGACUGUACUCUCUGCUUGGAAGGGCACCGAUGAGGAAUAAUAAAACAUUUGGGAAUCAA